Molecule: messenger RNA, 969 nt
Organism: Microplitis mediator
Lineage: Eukaryota; Metazoa; Arthropoda; Insecta; Hymenoptera; Braconidae
Product: mitochondrial substrate carrier family protein Y-like
Exons: 3
Coding region: 1-906 (301 amino acids)
Source: RefSeq, a predicted model, not a curated record
AUGGAGUUGUUAUUGGGCAAGUUCAAACCUCUGUCAAUAACGAUUUAUUUAGAAUUAAUACUGGGUAAUAAUGAAAUACUGGAUACUGAUAACACAAGCUGUGACAACACUCUCAAUAAUAAUACUGACAUUAACAAUACUGAUACUGACGAUAUAAACUGUGACAAAAUGGACAUUAAUAAUACUGAUACUGAAAUUGUAGACUGUAGCAAUACUUAUACUAAUAAUAAUGCUGAGAUUAAAAGUACUGAUACUUAUACUAAAGACUGUGACAAAUCAUGCACUGAUAAUACUAAUAUUAAUGACGGUAAUACUACUAUGACUGACAACACUACUGAUCCUGAUAUUAAUACAACAGGUGAUAAUCACACUAAUACUGAUAAGACGAACUACGAUAACACUGAUAAUAACAAUAUUUAUAUUAACAAUACUAAUAAUAACUUAACUGACUACAUCGAACCUACAAAUAAUACUACCAAUUUUAAUUUAAACGCAACAAUUAAUACUACUAUUGAUAACGAUACUAAUAAGAACCAAACCAGUGAUGAUAGUCUUGCAUCUACAUUAAAUUCAAGUAAUACUCAAGUUGAAAUUUUAUCACAAAGCGGAGUGUUUGUUUCGACUGAAUCCUAUGAAGAAAUGGGUAAAAUCACGAGUAACCCUAGAAAACUCACAAGACUUGUUUUAAAAAAUGUAUUUGGGAAUGAGUUGCAAGUAAUGAGCAUAACUGGUCGGGGCAAAGGUGUUACGAAAGCUAUUCCACCGAAAAUUUUAAAAGCAUGUCAAAAAUUUGUGAAGCUUCAAACCUCACCCAAAGAAUGGAUAGGUCAUGAAGCAUUUCAAGUUUGUGUGACACAAAUGUGUAAUACUCUCCGUCAUCCUAAGAGAGAUAAGAAGGAUGAAUGAAGUUUUAUGUGAUGUGAAAAAUAUGGUUAAUUGUGUUGUAAAAAAAUAAAAUAUUAGCACCAC